CUUUGAGCUUUCGGCUGGGUAUCAUUGGACUGCGUGCGAUGAGAAGCUGCCGGCCGUGCCGAAUUGAAGAUGCCUGGCGAAAAUUCUCCGAUUGGUCGGUUUUUUUGAAAAUUAAAUAAACCGACCAAUCGAAACAUUUUCGCCAGGCAGCUUCAUUUUAGCACGGCCCGGCAGCUUGUUUUCGCACUCAGUCCAUUAUGUAGAAAUGGUCUUCUACGCUGAAAAGUGAAAACAGAAGUAUACAGUUGUUGGCAACAUAAGAUGCCUGCCAAAUGGGAGGAAAAGAUUGCUAACCGGUGACUUGGAUGAUUUAGUGCAAAUGCAGGAAAGCGUCACCCGCUCCGGUGAUAUAUCCCAACUUCGUGGAACUGUACGCUACAUGUCACCGGAGAUGUUGAGAAAGUUCUGUCACUUCCACGCUGAAUUUCCAGGAAGAAAAACCGAUAUGUGGAGUUUGGGAUGCAUCAUACUAGAGAUAGCCGAAUAUUAUGUGUACAAAAAGGCUGGGCAACUAUACGAAAAAGAUGGAAAAAUCCUUAACGUUAGAAGUAUUGCUACUGAAGUGUAUUUUGCCUCGUUAAUAAUAUAUAACUAUGUACCCUUCAUCAGUUCGGACAUACCAGCACGUUUGGCGGCGUAUGCCCGCUUGUGCUUGAAGCAAAAUCCCAAAAAGCGGAUAUCUGCCAAAGGUCUGCUGCAAGAGUUUGCAGUUUCUAGCCUCGAUAUAUUUGCAAGCAACACCUUAAUCGGCAAUAUCCGCAUGUUAAGUUUUGACCCAGUAACAAGCCAAAUGCAAGCUCGUGAACUCGGAGUACCACGGGAUUUGCCACUGAGGUUAUGCGACUUUCAGCUAAGCAUUCCGAAAAGGGAACUGAUAUCCCGAACUAUCACUAGCGACAGGAAAAACGAAUUUUUUCUAUGCGAUCUAUCUCGGGGAAGGUGGCGUUCGAUGCGGUUAAAUAACGAUAUCAAAGGGGCUCCUUCACGCUUCCGCAUUCCCGUAGUAAUCGACGACAUGAUCUAUUAUUUUCGGGAUAUCGACCUUAAACAUGGCCAUGAACUUGUGGCAAAAAAUAUGCGCAACGGCAGCGUCAAGCUUAUGCGCAAGCCCGUUGUUCAAUGGUUUAACGUUUCGGCAGUAGCUGAGUUUGGGCAGAAAAUAUUAUACGCUCACAACAAAUAAAUGUCUGACCGGGCUGGAGCUGUACGAUCCUCUGUCCGACGAAUGGACGUUUUUAUCACAUCUCCCACAACGCUGCCAGCUUAGUAUGGCUGUUGUGAACGGCUACGUGUACAUCUUGGGUGGCACGAUUAAAGAAGGCUCGUCCCCAUGGUCGUGGGACGCUACAGCCGGCUGUAUCCGCUUGAACGUCAAGACUGCCACCUGGGAGAAUAUACAUUUAUUUCAACAACCAAGAUACGGACAUUCCGCUCGUGUUGUGAACGACAGGAUAUACGUAUGCGGCGGCAGAAAUGACGCCGGUAAUCGUAAUCACGCACUUUCCCUAGAAGUUUACGAUAGUGUUCGAGCGGAAGCCUGGACGACUGUCGUAUUAUCGGCACAAGACCAGAAAUUACUGCGGAACAUGACACAAUUUGGAGUGUCCAUCGGAAUGAAAUAGCCAGCCAGUUCAACUGAAUUACCUAGCAAAUAUACAUAGCAUUUUUUGGAACUUCAGGAAAAUUCUGCUCAGUACUUCGAUGGUUUCCUCAGUAGACACGCUACUGUAUGCUAGAUGGCUGUUUUGAUUUUGCUAAAAGCCCUAGUAAAAGGCACCCACCACAUAAAAUUCUUGCAAUGUACACAGAAAACAAAGUGUCCAUUUGAAUGCAUAUAUUAGAUUUUAAUUGCUGAGAAUGCUCUUCUAGAACACA
Messenger RNA from Paramacrobiotus metropolitanus, 1875 nucleotides. RefSeq lists its product as uncharacterized. NCBI's taxonomy places the organism in Eukaryota, Metazoa, Tardigrada, Eutardigrada, Parachela, Macrobiotidae. Gene Ontology annotation, biological process: protein phosphorylation. Gene Ontology annotation, cellular component: cytoplasm. The record is from RefSeq and is a predicted model, not a curated record. Bases 320 to 1183 code for a protein of 287 amino acids. The transcript has 3 exons. Gene Ontology annotation, molecular function: ATP binding; protein serine/threonine kinase activity.